Ogataea philodendri is the source of this 1977-nucleotide messenger RNA. RefSeq lists its product as uncharacterized. The coding region runs from base 1 to 1977 and encodes 658 amino acids. Gene Ontology annotation, molecular function: sequence-specific DNA binding; zinc ion binding; DNA-binding transcription factor activity, RNA polymerase II-specific. The transcript is spliced from 2 exons. NCBI's taxonomy places the organism in Eukaryota, Fungi, Ascomycota, Pichiomycetes, Pichiales, Pichiaceae. Gene Ontology annotation, biological process: positive regulation of transcription by RNA polymerase II; DNA-templated transcription. The record is from RefSeq and is a predicted model, not a curated record.
AUGUCACCGGUGAUCUCACCAAUAGAAGACUUGACCUUCAAGUCUCGUUCGAGUAUCCACACUGGGGUGUUGUGGAAACUCACAAAUUCAACUCGCUUACCGUUCCAACAUGCCUUUGCUUGGAUUGUUCCAACGGUCGUUUCAAGAGAAACAGACAUCAAGUCUGGUUUAAGUUUGUACCUCUCUUCAGGAAGCUUUUUCAGCUGGAUAAGCAUUGUAAUAAUCGCGAUCAUCCCAUGUCCGCAUUGGUCGGUAUAUCCGCUUGGAUUCAUGAAUAGUGCGGCCGCAUCUCCUCCGGUCAUUGCCUCGAGAAUAAUUCCCCCAAACAUGUCCUACAAGACCGUUCAACUCCUUCUGGACCAGACAGACAAAACGAACAAAGACAAGAUCAUAGAGAACAUAUCGAAUGAAGUCGGAAGUCUGAUCGUGACUAACGGUAAGAGUGGAGGAAAAUACAUUGGUGCAGCCACAGGAUUGAACUUUGCUAGGUUGUUCCUGAAACAGAUCGACUUGCAAAACAAACUCAAGGAUGCUGAAACAUCGGAAUUGCAAAGGUUUGAUUCUGAUGUGUUAGAAUCGUGCGCUGCUUUACCAUCUAAGAAGAUUGCCACUUUUCUGUUGUCGAAAUACAUCGACUCUGUUCAAAUUUAUUUCCCACUUUACAGCAUUCCAUACCUACACACAUUGCUGGCUAACGUGUAUGCGCACCCAAACAAACUUUCUCACAAUGACAAGUAUACACUGUUCAUGAUCUUAGCAAUUGCGUCAAGCAAGCUAACAAACAGAGCUUCUAUCCACAAUCCGUUUAUUUCUGGGGAGUACUUCAACACAGCUUCUAGAUACCUGGAAAACAUUCUAUCAAAUCGAUCAGAGAAAUCUCUUCAAGCACUACUCUUGCUGAUCAUUUGGAAAAUGGAAUCUAAUGCCCUUGAAGAUGAUAAUGGCGAUCUAUGGCACCUGAGUCGAUUUUGUAUGUCGUUAGCAAUGGAGCUCGGUGUCCACAGGUUUCUUCCGGUUUGGAACUUUGGUGAAGCGCGCUCAGAGCUACGAAAUAGGCUGUUCUGGUGCACUUACAUAGUCGAUAGAACUGUUGCUAUGAAGUUUGGGAGAGGGCUUUCUUUACGAAAGCAGGCAAUCGAUACGCCACUGCCUAAACUCUCGGUAGACGACAGUACACCUGAAGUCUCUUCUUACCGGCAAAUUCAGUUUUUGCCGUGUAUCAUGUUAAUCAGGAUUUGUGAAAUAUGCGGAGACAUGUUGGAGAGUGUUUAUAUAUCACGCGCCAUUGGCGAAACACCACUCUUGAAAGAUGACAAAGUGCAGAAAACUAGAGAGGACCUUCAGAAGAAACUAGAUUCCUGGAUGGGACAAGUUGAAAACGAAAUACCGCAUCAUCUAACGUGUUAUCUAGAGCUGAAAGCCAGGUACAGUGUUGUUUCUGUGGUAUUAAACAGACCAUCUCCAUCGUUCCUGGUCCCGGAUGCGUCGACAAUAGCAUUGUGCAAGUCUCAUUGCAUUAGUUGCAUAAGUGCAUACAAAGAUUUGAUCAAUCGCGACUGGAAGGUGACUCCCACCUGUCUCCAUGAUACGUUAGCAACAGGUUUGACAAUGGUUUAUUGUUGCUGGCGGCUGGAUGAAAACUCGGAAGAGAUUCAGGCAUUUUCUGCGGAUAUAAAGACAGUCAUGCUCGAAGCAUGCAAGUACUACGAGAAGUACAUGAGGUUCAAGAAUCUGUACGAAGCAGUGUCAACGGGAAUAAUUGAAUUUCUGGAUUCAGAGCCUGUUACAAAGCAAAGACGGAUAAUGGAUACUCCUCAAAGUAAUCACCAUGAGCAGUUUGAGUGGAAUGAAUGGUUUUCUCAAGAAGUCUUCCAAAACGGAUUCAGACAAUUCUACGACCUUGAAAGUGAUAAAUUAUUUGAAUCUUUGUCUGAAUUCUUUCCGGACGGAUCCAGAAAAGAUCGAAUUGUGAUUUAG